Drosophila innubila is the source of this 951-nucleotide messenger RNA. It is a transcript of the gene RpS3A, whose product is annotated as 40S ribosomal protein S3a. Gene Ontology annotation, cellular component: cytosol; ribosome. Gene Ontology annotation, biological process: translation. The transcript has 2 exons. Gene Ontology annotation, molecular function: structural constituent of ribosome. The coding region runs from base 31 to 837 and encodes 268 amino acids. The record is from RefSeq and is a predicted model, not a curated record. Lineage: Eukaryota; Metazoa; Arthropoda; Insecta; Diptera; Drosophilidae.
AUUCGACCUUUUCCGGUUUAAACAUUAACCAUGGCGGUCGGUAAAAAUAAGGGUCUCUCCAAAGGUGGCAAGAAAGGUGGCAAAAAGAAGGUGGUGGAUCCAUUCUCCCGCAAGGAUUGGUACGAUGUCAAGGCACCCAACAUGUUCCAAACCCGACAGAUUGGUAAAACCCUCGUGAAUCGCACCCAAGGCCAAAGAAUCGCUUCCGAUUACUUGAAAGGUCGCGUUUUCGAGGUAUCCCUGGCCGAUUUGCAGAAAGACAUCGAUCCCGAGAGAUCUUUCCGCAAGUUCCGUUUGAUAGCCGAGGAUGUGCAGGAUCGCAAUGUUCUCUGCAAUUUCCAUGGCAUGGAUUUGACCACCGAUAAGUACAGAUCGAUGGUUAAGAAAUGGCAAACUCUGAUUGAAUCGAUUGUUGAGGCCAAGACCAUCGAUGGUUAUCUGCUGCGCGUGUUCUGCAUCGGAUUCACCUCCAAGGAUCAGCAGUCACAGAGGAAGACCUGUUAUGCCCAGCAGUCGCAGGUGCGCAAGAUUCGCGGUCGCAUGACCGAUAUCAUUACGAAUGAGGUGAGCAGCGCCGAUCUGAAGCAGCUGGUCAACAAACUGGCUCUGGAUUCGAUUGCCAAGGACAUCGAGAAGAGCUGCCAGCGCAUCUAUCCACUCCACGAUGUCUACAUCCGCAAGGUCAAGGUCCUCAAGAAGCCCCGCUUCGAUGUCUCCAAACUCCUGGAACUCCACGGCGAUGGAGGUGGCAAGACUACCGAAGCCGUAGUCUCCGCCGAGGGAGCCGUCAUCGAUCGCCCUGAGGGAUAUGAACCUCCCGUACAGGAGGCCGUUUAAAUUGAGACUAAGAGAAUUUUGAAUGCAUCUGUAAAUCUUCAAUUUAUUAUUGCAUUCGAAAGAGACACGAAUGUCUUACAAUAUAAUCAUUAAAUAAAACAAACAAAACUUUAA